UGCGCGAGAGAGUUGGCUUGGGUGGUAGUGCGUGGCGGGGGCGUGGCGUGUUGGGACCCCUCGGACGUUAUAUUAUUGCUGUUGUUGUUAUUACCAAAGUAUUGGGCAAAUACUCACAGUAACACCUGACUUAGUGUUUGGUCGGGCUGUGAGAGCGGACUGUGCUACAGGAUUAUAAUUCACAUCAGUGGAAAAUCAAGUCAAAGAGCACCAGCUGUCUGUUCUGAUGCCAUACUUGGUCACAGAGGCCAGUGAAGACCCUUCUGUCUGGGAGGACGAGCCAACCAAUAUGACAUCGCAACCCCCUAUGAAUGGCAGCAAAACAUCUGUAGCCCAGGAGGACCAGCUGUGCACUGUAGCGUCACACCCAGUGAAGGAGGGGAAUGAAUUGGGCUUUGGGCGGGCGGCCGAAGUCCUGAUUCGCCAGGCGCACGUCCUGAACCGGCGCGUGACCGUCGCCGUCGUUUGGUCUCUGCCGCCGCCGCCGGAUGGUGACGUCAUACCGUGUGACGUCACCCGGACGCUGUGUGCCCGACUGGGGGUGGUCUCGCCGGAGGCGGUGGCUGGCUGUGCGGCGUUGGAUGUGCUAGAUGGCGGGCAGCCGGCCGCUGGCUGCCGCCAGCUGGCCAUCAGGAAGCUUGUGCCUCGCCAGGCAGGCUUGGAGGCAGAGCUGGAGCUUGUCGUCAAAGAUGGGUCGUCUGUAGGCUUCCUUCCACUUCAAAGCGGCAGCAGGCUAAUUCCGCCUUUUCCGCACAAGCUGCAACUAGUUUCCGGUGAUAUCCGCCUGGUGGCGCCACCAUCUGCAGUUGACACCCCGUCCGCCAGGUGGCUCGCUGAGCACGCGCUACCGAAAAUGGCGCGAUGGACUGUAGAUCUGGCGACGGAGGCAGCACGCCCGCUGGGGGAGCACUCUCUGCAGCUCGUCGAUGCAGAACAAUACACCAACCUCUAUAUGGAACUUAAGGAAAAAUAUGGCGCCGAGUUUGUCAAGAUCUGGCCGGAGAACACGGACCCACUCAAGUUUGUGUACGAGGACGUGGCUAUCGCCGCGUACCUGCUGCUGCUGUGGCAGAACGACCGGCGGACCCUCCAGCUGGAGCUCCCGCAGACCUUCGUCGACAUCGGCUGCGGGAACGGCCUGCUGGUGCACAUCCUCUGCUCCGAGGGCCACCCGGGCUACGGCGUGGACAUACGCAGCCGCGGCAUCUGGAAGAUGUACCCGACCUCCACCCGGCUGGAGGUGGCCACCAUCACCCCAUCGGCGGAGACGACAUACCCGGGGUGCGACUGGCUGAUCGGCAACCACUCGGACGAGCUGACACCGUGGCUGCCGGUGAUGGCGGCCGCCACCGGGCCCGACACCAGCUUCUUCCUGUUGCCCUGCUGCCCGUGGGACUUCUACAGCAAGUACCAGCGUUGCAACACUAGGCUGUCGCAGUACGAGGAAUACAUGCAGUACGUUUACGAGCUGGCGGAGCGGUGCGGCUUCGCGCCGGAGCGUGACCGUCUGCGCAUCCCAUCCACGCGUCGGCGGUGCGUGGUGGGGCGCCGGCGCGCCGCCGCCGUGUCGGCCGACGCGCUGCGCCAACUGACAGCGGCCGGCACCUUCCGGCCGCGCGCCGCCGCGCCGGCCGUGCGCAACUGCAGUCAGCUGGCGAGGGAGACAGUGGCGGAGGCCGUGCGGCGGGUGGCGCUACGGGUGGUGGCGGACGGCGCGCUGCCGCUGUCGGCCGUCGCCGAGCUGCUGGGCGGCGACACGCUGCGCCAAUUACGCCAGCAGUGCGGCGGCCUGCAGACCUUGCUGAAGAACCACCCGCACGUGUUCCGCGUGCGCGCCGGUGCCGUCUCGCUGCAGGACGCCGACUGGCUGCGCGUGGACGGCGCGCGUCCCGAGCUGGCCGCCAGCGUCAAGACGAGCCGCUGCUGGCAGCAUGACCACCUGCCGGCCGGCUGUCCGCUGCCGGCGCCGCAGUGCCGGUACGCACACGGCGGCGACGACCUGCGCUCGCGCCACGUGGAACAUGUGGCGCGCACGGUAGAUUAAAUCGUUGAUGCUGAAACGCCAUGCCACGGUCGCGCAACAGCGGGUAUCAGCCGUGCUGUCGUGACGUGCUGCGAUUUGUUGGAAUAAUUUGAUGCGCCCUCGUCGGAUGACGUAUGUGAUGUGUUACCAUUUUGGCAUAUCGUGUAAGAAAUUAUGCGAGCACUGAAGGGAAAAGGCUCAUGUCAGCGAAACAGGUUGUGUGGUUUCAGGUGAGCGAAGCCUUGUCUGGGUGAAAGUUGAAAACCUAAUGAACCCGAACCGAGACAAAUGCCAUUGGAACUCAUGCAAGUGUGCCCUGGCAUUCGGUUCAGAGCAGAUUACAGCACCUUUUGCCAGAAAUGACCAUUCCGAAGCAUUGUCAUAUGUGACACAAGUGCAAGGCAUAUGACAUUAAGCGGACGGGCGAAAAGUGUGGCAAGACUACGACCAUCUUGGAAAUCCUCCGCUGACCGGCCUCGCCCCGCACAGGGACCGUUGUUUGUGGCUUGCGCUUACGCCCAGGCCGAAGGUUCCACGUUUGUAUAAGGUUUUGAACUGAACCAGCAUUUUGAAAAUCCUUUGCUUCAGUUCACAGCGGUGCUUUUCUUAAGGUCGAAAAGUUUGUAGUUUCUGAGGUACACAUCCGUGCAGAGGUGGCACGUUUUAGCGUGGUCGUAAGGCUAUCCACACAUGCGCGACGUUUCACGAACAUUCCUCAAAUUGUGAAAUCCCGCGUACCAUGUGACGUUAAAGGCGAGGAAGAAUAUUAUUGAUGAGUCAUGCAGGACGGGCAUCCGAGGGCACAAUUGUGAGAUAUGACGCUGGUUCCUGUGAUCGGUUGCUCACGACUAUUCACAAUGGCUCUCAACAUACGUUAUCGGAGUGAUUUGCUUUGCGUGCUGGACAAUAUAUGAAGCCGGACAUUC
Messenger RNA from Pollicipes pollicipes, 2949 nucleotides. RefSeq names its product putative tRNA (uracil-O(2)-)-methyltransferase. The record is from RefSeq and is a predicted model, not a curated record. NCBI's taxonomy places the organism in Eukaryota, Metazoa, Arthropoda, Thecostraca, Pollicipedomorpha, Pollicipedidae. Gene Ontology annotation, biological process: tRNA methylation. Gene Ontology annotation, molecular function: tRNA (uridine) methyltransferase activity.